Molecule: messenger RNA, 407 nt
Organism: Serpula lacrymans var. lacrymans S7.9
Lineage: Eukaryota; Fungi; Basidiomycota; Agaricomycetes; Boletales; Serpulaceae
Exons: 1
Coding region: 8-388 (126 amino acids)
Source: RefSeq, a predicted model, not a curated record
GCCCAAUAUGCGAUUUCUUCUGAGGUCUGAGGACUUGCGAUACUCGGUCAUCGGUAUGACUGGGACACUUCCCAUACAAGAGCCAGACGCGAUAUAUGACGCGCUGAAGGCGCCAGUAUUCGACGAACGAGAGCUUACUGGUCCGCGAUGUUCGAUCCUUGUGCCUGUUAUGCAUGCCACACAAGACACGGUCAAUCCAAAUCUUACAAAGAGGCACGCCCAAACUGUACCUCCAACUGAGCAGAUCUUCCAAAGCCUUCACAACUUGCGCAUUAGCACUGAGCAAGCGCUGCUCUUCGCGAGUGAUGUCCUUGUCCAUAACGUCGUUCUCAGUCGGGAGCUCUUCUACCUUGCGUUGUUUGAGGUUGGAAGCCUGGCAUCUAGCUAGUCUGAGAGCUUGCUGCAAG